CGGCGGCUGCAGGGCAGAGGGUGGCAGGGCGGUCGGGGUCUCGGGGCACGCGGCGCCUCCGGAGCGGCUUCCGGGCCCUCGGGGUCGCGCCGCGUGCGCUCGGGGAGUCUCGGGCCUGGGCGCAGCCGCCACUCGCCGUGUCCCGCGGUGCAGCUCGGCCUGCGCUUUACUGAUAGCUUCUGCAAUUGGAAGAAUCCGGUCCUUGGCGAGAACAGUGUAGCCCUGCGGCCCUAUUCAGAACGGGGUUCAUUGCGCGUCCUUGCCACUGCGGCCCGGAGUUGAGCCGGAAUAGCUCUCCCCGGAUGCCAUCUUUCGUCGCCUCCGCCCGGUGGGGGACGCGGCAUCCAAGUGCUACUUAGGACUCCAGAUACAGAAGUGAUGAGCUAGGACUUUGGAUCAGUGGAAAAGCAGAUCAGAAUUUUAAAAGUUAACGAAUCGUCUAAUGAAAUCGGGUCGUAAUGCUUUGCUUAAAAAAAAAAGUCUAAACCUAACUACAGAGCACCCAUACAUCAUCUGUGGUUGACAGAAAGGAUUAGAACAGUGGGCUUCAACUGUGGCCUCAUCUAGUUCUGGACCCCAUUCCAGACCAGAAUCCAGAGGGUGUGUAAGAAAGACAUGGUUUUCACCCCAUUUCAGCAAAGCACCUAAAUUUUCUCUUCUUUUUGGCUCCCUAUCAUGUGCCACAAUGCAGCAAGCCCUAGAGCAAGCUUUGGAUCGAGCAGAGUAUAUCAUUGAAAGUGCUCGACAGAGACCACCUAAAAGGAAGUAUCUAUCUAGUGGAAGAAAGUCUAUAUUCCAAAAACUUUAUGACUUGUAUGUUGAAGAAUGUGAAAAAGAACCUGAGGUUAAGCAGAAAUUAAGAAGAAAUGUGAACUUGUUAGAGAAGCUUGUCAUGCAAGAGACUUUGUCAUGUUUAGUAGUCAAUCUGUACCCAGGAAAUGAGGGCUAUUCCCUGAUGCUCAGGGGGAAAAAUGGAUCAGAUUCUGAGACCAUUCGACUGCCUUAUGAAGAAGGGGAAUUGCUUGAAUACUUAGAUGCAGAAGAAUUACCUCCUAUUUUGGUUGAUCUCCUAGAAAAAUCUCAGGUUAAUAUUUUUCAUUGUGGAUGUGUCAUAGCAGAAAUACGUGACUACAGGCAAUCCAGUAAUAUGAAAUCUCCUGGGUACCAAAGUAGACACAUUCUGUUACGUCCAACAAUGCAGACUUUAAUCUGUGAUGUUCAUUCAAUAACAAGUGAUAACCAUAAAUGGACCCAGGAAGACAAACUUUUGCUUGAGAGCCAGUUGAUUCUGGCUACAGCUGAACCACUGUGUCUUGAUCCUUCUGUAGCAGUAGCAUGCACUGCAAACAGACUGCUUUAUAACCGGCAAAAGAUGAACACUCGCCCAAUGAAACGGUGUUUCAAGAGGUAUUCCAGGUCCUCUCUGAACCGGCAGCAGGAUCUCUCUCAUUGUCCUCCUCCUCCUCAAUUAAAAUUACUUGACUUCUUACAAAAAAGAAAAGAAAGAAAAGCGGGUCAGCAUUAUGACCUCAAAAUUUCUAAAGCAGGAAAUUGUGUAGACAUGUGGAAACGGAGCCCCUGUAAUUUGGCCAUACCUUCUGAAAUAGAUGUGGAGAAAUAUGCUAAAGUAGAAAAAUCUAUCAAAUCUGAUGACUCACAACCAACAGUCUGGCCAGCCCAUGAUAUAAAAGAUGAUUAUGUGUUUGAAUGUGAAAGUGGUAAUCAAUAUCAGAAAACAAAGCUGACCAUAUUGCAGUCAGUUGGUGAUCCACUUUACUACGGAAAAAUACAGCCAUGUAAAGCCGAUGAAGAAAGUGACAACCAGAUGUCCCCAUCCCACUCUUCCACAGAUGAUCAUUCAAAUUGGUUCAUUAUUGGAUCAAAGACUGAUGCGGAGAGGGUAGUUAAUCAGUACCAGGAACUGGUCCAGAAUGAAGCCAAAUGUCCAGUGAAGAUGUCACACAGUUCUAGUGGUUCAGCCAGUCUAAGUCAGCCUUCUCCAGGAAAAGAAACAGAACAGCCUGAGACCACAUCAGUUCAGUCUUCAGUUUUGGGAAAGGGAAUAAAACAUCGACCCCCACCCAUCAAACUUCCCUCAAGCUCAGGAAAUAGCUCCUCAGGUAACUAUUUUACACCACAACAGGCUAGCAGCUUUCUUAAAUCUCCAACUCCUCCUCCAUCUUCUAAGCCAAGUCUUUCUCGGAAAUCAUCCAUGGAUCUCAAUCAAGUUAGCAUGCUUUCUCCUGCUGCCCUGUCACCUGCCAGCUCAUCACAAAGAUCUGGAACUCCUAAGCCAUCUACUCCUACACCAACCCUUUCAUCGGCCCCACACCCUCCUGAUGCUCAGAGCUCAACUCCUAGUACCCCUUCAGCCACCCCAACUCCCCAAGAUUCAGGCUUCACCCCUCAACCCACUUUGUUAACUCAGUUUGCUCAGCAGCAAAGGUCUCUGAGCCAGGCAAUGCCUGUAACAACCAUUCCUCUUUCUACCAUGGUAACAUCUAUAACUACAGGAACCACAGCCACCCAGGUCAUGGCAAACUCUGCUGGACUUAACUUCAUCAAUGUAGUGAGUUCUGUUUGUGGAGCCCAGGCUUUGAUGAGUGGCUCAAAUCCCAUGCUGAGCUGUAACACUGGUGCCAUAACUCCUGCAGGAAUAAACCUGAGUGGCAGCCUUAUACCUUCAGGAGGUCUGUUACCAAACGCUUUGCCCAGUACAAUGCAAACAGCUUCUCAAACAGGUGUUCCAUUUGGUUUAAAAAAUACUUCACGUCUCAGGCCUUUAAAUCUACUCCAGCUUCCUGGUGGUUCACUCAUUUUUAACACCCAGCAGCAGCAGCAGCAGCACCAUCACCAGCAGCAGCUCCCUCAGUUUGUACCACAUCAGCAACCAACAGCUUCUAGUCCUCAGCAGCCAGGGGAACAG
Nannospalax galili (Upper Galilee mountains blind mole rat) is the source of this 2926-nucleotide messenger RNA. It is a transcript of the gene Supt20h, whose product is annotated as SPT20 homolog, SAGA complex component. Gene Ontology annotation, cellular component: SAGA complex. Lineage: Eukaryota; Metazoa; Chordata; Mammalia; Rodentia; Spalacidae. The record is from RefSeq and is a predicted model, not a curated record. Gene Ontology annotation, molecular function: transcription coregulator activity. Gene Ontology annotation, biological process: regulation of transcription by RNA polymerase II.